Alligator sinensis (Chinese alligator) is the source of this 4019-nucleotide messenger RNA. RefSeq lists its product as uncharacterized. The coding region runs from base 504 to 1460 and encodes 318 amino acids. The record is from RefSeq and is a predicted model, not a curated record. The transcript is spliced from 6 exons. Lineage: Eukaryota; Metazoa; Chordata; Crocodylia; Alligatoridae.
UCAGCUCCAAGGGGCUGGUGGAGCCAGUUGAAGUGCAGCCCAGUGUCAGGAGGCAGGCAGGGCCAGCACACCACUCCAGUCUGCUCCACCAGCCCCGGGGGGGGGGGGGGGGCAGUUGCAGCCAGAGCUGUGCUCCCUGCCAGGCUGAGUGACAUGGGGCUGGUCAUUUCUACUUCUGGGUGCAGAAAUUGAAAUCAUCCUGGGAAUCGUGAUCUUAGUGGGAAUCCCAGCCACUGCAAUAAUCAUUUACUGCCGUAUGAGGAGGAGGAUAAGUAGAGUGGGUAGAUGUUGUUGGGCUUCAGGGUCUCAAAGGGCGGUGAUGGGUCAGAGAGGUUGGAGGGCAGUAGAGAUGCCUGUGGGUGGAGAGGCUUCUCAGACUGGACGUAUCUCCCAUGCCAUCCCAGGCUGACCCCUGUCCUGUCUGUAGUUCGGACCUAGGUUGGGCAGUCUCCUACCCUGUCUCUCAGUUGCAGGUGCCAGAAUAGUGUCUUCUGGGCCAGGACAUGACCCUGUGCUACUCCAUGGAGGGGACACUGCCCGAACAUGUGGCUGUGACAUGGGAAAGGAUCCGCAGCAAGGACAGGAUGGUGCCUAAGAGCGCUGGGGACCAAGAGAUCCCUAAGCACCAACCGAUAUUACCCACCCUCCCCCGGAGCUGGAGAGCGACAGAGAAAAGAACUAGGCCCUGCCUCCCGUCCUCCCUGACCUUCACCCCUGCGGUGCAAGAUGAUGGAGCACGGAUCUGGUGCAUCUUCCUCCAUGGGGUCGAACAGAUCAGAGAGGAGCAAGUGUCCCCGGAGAUCUGGGUGUGGGCCCGGCCGCAGGUGUCUGAGAUCCAGGUGUUGCCGGAGUGGGACCCCCGCGACAAGGUGCCGUUUGCUGUCCAGCUCCACAACUUCUACCCCAGGGAGGUGCCCCUGAUCCAGUGGGGCUGGGACGGGGCCGGGAGCUGGAGGGAAGAUCCCGCGCAGAUAGACAGGAACGCGGACGGCACGUUCACCGCGACGAGCAUCUGGCGAGUGCCCAGCCGGAGCCUCGCCCGGCCCCUGCCAGGCCACGGCUCCCCUGACGGGGCCUGUCCCUGCCUCUGCCUCUUCCCUUCCCCAGGUCUCCUGCGGCCCCCGGACGUGUCCGAAAUCUCCCAGACCGAGUCUGUGGCCAAGGGGAAGGGAGUCACCCUGAGCUGCCGCAUCGCGGGGCAUUUCCCGGGGGAGCUGAGCGUGACCUGGCUGCGGAGGGGCAAGGGGGAGGACACUGCUGUGAUCCUGCGGGAUGUAGAUGAGUGCGGGGUGGAGCCCGGCACGGCCGUCCUGGCACGGGAUGGGAAGAGCUUCCAGCAGGAGACCAGACUCACCCGCUGGACGUCCAGGGACCAGGGGGCAGAGUACAUCUGCCGCGUGGGACACCUCGCCCUGGAGACCCGCUUUGAUAGGACCAGUGGAAAGAAGCCCAGCCCCUGAAGAGCUCAGACCCGCACAGGAUCUGGAUCCACACCCUCACCCCCAGUUGGGCACCGGACGGGAAGUCCUACAGCGUGGAGUAAGAGCUGCACCUCCGCCACACUGGGCCCAAGAUUGAUGGGGUGGAGUACCUGCACUGCGUGGAGCAUGAGGCCCUGAAGAAGCCCAAGUUCAGGUCCAGUGUGCAACAGCAGCUCCAAGGCCUGACCACCGACACAAGGGGCUUGAGUUCAGAACAGGGGCACGUAUGCCUCCAGCACACGCGUGCCCCCUGUACUUGCAGUGGCUGUGGCAGCAGCAGAUCCUGAGAAGGUAAGUGCGGGGCGGAGGCAAGGAGGAACCAGAACAGCUGCAGAUAAUCCAGAGGUCGCACGCCCCCGAGCCCUCUUAACUGAACCGGCAGGAAACGGUGCUCCCGACCAGCGCGUGAGCAGAGCGGGCUCUGUUAGCGUGCGCCAUCAUUCGUGCAAGGUGGGCACACAGAAGUAGCCAGGAAGCAGUCUCCAGCAGGGCAGCAAUGAGGACUCGUAGCUCUGCUGCUAAGGUCCAGAUGCCUACGGGAGAAACCCCACGAGAGGGUCCACAGCAAAGGAGUGGAAGACUGUCACCUCUGCACCCAGGCAACGGGAGCUGGCGUCUGCUCCCCCAAAGCAGUUGGGGAACAGGUCCAAGGCCCUAGCAGCCUUGCUGAAGGAUGCAGCAGAGGGGGCCGCAGAGGAAGAAGUCCAUCUGACCCCCACUGAGCAGACUGGGGCACCAUUGCCCAGUCUGAAGAGGAAACGCCGGGUUGUUGUGGUGGGCCACUCACUCCUGAGGAGCCAAUCUGCUGACUGGAUCCUAUAGCAAAAGGGGUCUUCUGCAUGCCUGGAGCUAAGAUCAGCAACGGCACUGAAAGGAUUCCUGAUCUCCUCCAGCCCUGCGACUACUCCCCCAUGGUCCUUGUCCAUGUGGUACAAAUGAUGCAGCUUGGAGCAGUCCAGACCUGCACCAUGAAAGACUUCCAUGAGCUGGGGGCCAGGCUUAGGAAGUCAGGGGCACAGGUGGUAUUCUCAUCCAUCCUUCUAGUUGGCAGCAGCCGGUGGUGCCAGGAUGCACCAAGGGCCCUUCCCCUUAGGGCCUUGACUAGGUGGGGGGCUGCUCACCCAGCCCCUUCUCCGGGCUUGCCCGCCCCAAAUGUCUUUCGCCUCUGGGACCCAAGGGCCCAAUGACUCAUGGUCCCAAAGGUGGCAGUGAUCAGGGUGCAGCUCAAUGGUAUCUCCUCUGCUGGAGCACCUCUCCAGGCCUCUCCCGCAUUGCUGGGCUCCUCCCCACCCUGUGCCCCACUCCAGGCACCGAGGGCUCAGCUCCUCUCAGCUGCUGCACCACUGCAGCUGGCUCCUGGACCUCAGAUUACAGCACUACCAUUUCCCCAUGCCCUGGCUCGGCACCGAGGGCUCUCUUAGCACAAGCCGGGCCCUUCAGGCUCCAGCCGGCUGUCCUCAUGCUAGCUGGUUAACCAAGCAGCCUCCACUGCUCCCUGGCUCCUAUGACACAGGCCCGUGCACCAGCCUGCACACCAUGGGAUCUGGCCAUUUGCCAGGCAAUGGGGCCUCAGCUGCCUUACUGCAGCCCCAAGGCCUUUGCCCUGAGCACUGCCCCAAGUGCUGUGCGGCCUGCUGGCUAUGCCAGGGUUGCAGGCUCAAGCCACCACUUGGGGCUCCCAAAGCCUAGGCUCUAUGCACCAAACCAUAUCCUGUGAGGGGCCCAAGCAGUCUCACACCACUCCCAGGGCCAGAUCUCUGUGCACUGACCCUGUGCGCCAUCAACGGCCUAAGCAAUCUCACAUCCCCCGCCAAGCUGGUCUUCCGGUAGCAGCCUCAGGAGCCUUGGGCCUAUUGCCUGCAGAGGCAGAGCUCCCCAGCUUCUCCUGGCCCCCGAGAAGGGGGCCCCCUAGGGGGUGGCGCAGAGUUGGGUGGAGCAGCGGCACCACGUCUAACCACUUGCUAACCACCACCCCGACUGCCAAUGCCGCCGAUGGCAUUGGUAGCUUAUUCGGGUCCCGAGCCCAUGGGAUCGGAGCGGGGGCGGAGCCCCGGAUGGGCUGAUUUGCCCUGGGCCCUGCACUCUGCUUGGGUCUGCUCUUUCUGGGGGGCAUGGGUCUGCCCCACCUCCCAGGAGUGCAUGCCACAGGGGGGAGUCGGCCACGUCCUCCCAUCCCCUGAAUGACCCACCCGUGGUCCUAUCCCACUCUCUGCUGGGGCCCUGCAGCGGCCGCUCCUUGCAGCCUCGGGCCCCGAACCCCAAGCCCUCGGGCUGCCUGGCUGGGCAGCCGCCCCAGCCCUGCCCAGCUCUGUCCCUCCCUAUGGGAGCCCCAAUCCUGCCCCCACCACCCUGCGGGAGCUGCUCUCCAGGCUGCCUGGGGGCCAUGUGCAUGUACAAGUUAUAAAGUGCCAUAACUCCAAUCCUUCAAGGGAAUUUAAAAGGCACCUUUUGCAGAAAAGCCUACUGCAUACGAAAAACGGGCAGUGGGACUGAAAAAGAUUAAAACAUUUAAGUAUGGAUAUGCAAAACAAGCCCUAU